AGUUAUUAAGGCUUAGGGGUGGGCCCUUGGGGUAUUGGGGUCAGGUUGGCAUUAACCCAGCGCUGAGCCAAGCCAGGCUGACUCAGCAGCCUGGCCCCUGUCUUGGUCCCCUGGCAGGCCCCCUCUGCACUCCCACAGGGCAGAGAUGGGAGAUGGCUGUCAUUCUGCCCCUUCCCCUGCCCCUCCAGGCCCGGAUCCGCCUGGCCCAGGGGCUCUGGCUCUUCUCCUGGCUAUUGGCUCUGGCAGGUGGCCUCACCCUGAUCUCCAGUGGCCAUCUCCUGGCACAGCUAUGGCACCUGAGCCCUUUCUUGGAGCCCACCUGCUCAUUUCCAGCCCUCCCCAAGACAGCUUUGGCUGCAGGGGUGGCUGCCCUGGGCACGGGGGUUGUAGGGGCUGGAGUCACUAGAGCAUCCUUGGACAUGACCCGAUAUCCACCUUGGCGAGAGGUGCUGGGACCAAUCCUGCUGGCUGGGACCAUUGGGGGUGGGGGUCUCCUGGCCCUGGCAGUAGGUCUGGCCCUGGCAUUGCCCAGGGGCCUGGAUGCUGCUCUAGAAAACGGUUUGGGGACAGCCUUGGCUCACUACAAGGACACAGAGGUUCCAGGGCACUGCAAUGCUAAGCGGCUGAUGGAUGAACUCCAGCUGGCCUACCACUGCUGUGGACGGCACACCUACAAAGACUGGUUCACCGUUCAGUGGAUCAGCAGCCGGUAUCUGGACCCCAAUAACCAGGAUGUAAUUGACCAGAUCCAGAGCAAUGUGGAAGGGUUCUAUCUAAUCGAUGGGGUCCCCUUCUCCUGCUGCAACCCCCACUCCCCCUGGCCCUGCCUGCAGAACCAGCUCUCCACCGCACAGGUCCAUCCCCUGUCUGAUCCUCGGCAGCCCAACCUCAACCUCUGGGAACAGGGCUGCCACGGUGUGCUACUGAGGCACGUGGCAGGGCUGGCCAGCACCCUGGGGACUGUGCUCGGCAUUACCUUCCUACUACAGGUGUUGGUGCUCCUGGGACUACGGUACCUGCAGACAGCUUUGGAGGGCCUGGGAGGAGCCACAGAUGGGGAGGGUGACACCCAAGGCUACCUGUUCUCGGGGGGGCUCAAAGAGAUGCUGAAAAGUGCAUUCCAGCAGGGGCUGUGUGCUCAGAGACCUGUGCCCGAGGAGGUCCCAGCAGAAGCCUAGCACCCCAGAGGAGGGGAAGGGGGCAAUGAAAGGAGGAGAGGCUGGCCAGAGCAGUUCUCAGUGCCCCUCCCUGCAGCGGUGCCCAUGCUGAGAACAGCACUGCUCCGGAGGGGAAUGAAGAGGGGCAACAGCAGGGUCCAGGGAAGAAAGGAAGGGAGCUAGAUUAGGAGCGACAGGCAGAAGACACAGAGGGAAGCACCAGCUACAAGCAGCUAAACACAGAAAGCCACCAUCUGCUGCUGGCACAGGCGGUGCUGGGGGCAGGGGGGGAAGCGAGGAAAGAAAUGGCCGAAAUCAAUAAACCUCAGCCGCCCAACGCUUUCCUUCCUUUCUUUCUGGGGAUGGGGAGAGUGGGCGCUGUCUUCUCUGACCGAGGCAAGGAGGCACUUCUUGGUUCAGGAGGGGCCUUGGGACCACUCUGGGGUCUGACCCGAUUCUGAGGAGGUUCAGACGCUGGGUGUCGGGGGUGGCCCUGUUAGAACCACUGAGCGAAGAGCAGGAGUCAGAGGACUGACAUACUUUAUUCUGGAGGGAGGAAUGGGGGAACAUGCUUACUAUGGGGAGGGACCUGACAGCCCCGUCCUGAUCAGGCCCUAAAAUGCAUGCCCAUGCCCACUGAGUAACUGGACAGCACCGCUCUUCAGGCAGUCGUCCCUGCUCCUCCAGCCGAGUCCAUCUGCCCGGUAGGACUGACCCAGCUCAACACCACUGUCCACUUGUUCUCUUCGGCGAGCUCCACAUGGCAAGAUGGGGGAGGAAGGAGCCCUAGAAAUGGUCACUGUGUCCACCAGGCCCAUAAGGCAGACCCGGCAUCUGGAGGGUCAGGACCUUGGACGGCCAGAGAACAAACUCCUCUAGCAUAUGUAUGUCCCCAAGAGUGUCAGCCUCUUGGGUCACACCUCGAUGCCGGGGUCUGAGCCCCGUCCUAGCCUCUGCAGCUGUUCUUCCUGUUUCAUCUUGG
This is a messenger RNA of Phascolarctos cinereus (koala), 2139 nucleotides long. It is a transcript of the gene ROM1, whose product is annotated as retinal outer segment membrane protein 1. Gene Ontology annotation, biological process: visual perception. The record is from RefSeq and is a predicted model, not a curated record. NCBI's taxonomy places the organism in Eukaryota, Metazoa, Chordata, Mammalia, Diprotodontia, Phascolarctidae. Gene Ontology annotation, cellular component: membrane.